GUUCGCAGACUUAUUCGCACAGUUCGCACGCGAAUACCGCGGUGGGUGUCGUACGCGUCUUGCGUUUCCGCCGAUCCGUUUCGCAGCCACGAGACUACUUCUUGAUUACUAUAUGUACGGGAGUGCGAUGAGGGGAUAUCGCGUCUGAGGAAAGCGGGGCGGCGGGGGUCAGUCAGAAGCGCACGAGUCUCUAUACAUCGCUUGUCCGCCGGCGACGAGGAUAACGAGGAUUGCGUCACCGCCGGCAGAGAGACAAAAAACAGUCGGGAUCUGUGCUCGCGCAGCUCCGGAGGGAAAUUUCACACUGCGAGCCACGAGGCGGACGAGGAAUCGAGGAGAGGAGCAAAGGCGAGGAUAGAGCGAGGGUGACAGCGACGGGGAAGCAGCAGGAAAGGAGGAGCGGGCACUCGAGUCGAGGCGCAAGGUGAUGCGUGACCUGCGUGACGUUUACAGCGCGCGGUGACACGCGUGUCACGAAGCGGAGCGAGUUGGGGAAGGUGAACCGCGAACCGGAAAGAAGGACCGACGGACGGACGUCUGUGUCCACACACGCGCGCGCGCGAACGUACCCGACCUACUCGUGUUCAGGAGAUAUACGUCGCGCGUUCUCGAGGUGUGUUUAUUGCGCGGCGCGCGAAAUCGAGCGUGCCUCUUUGUACUUGAGGGUGCGUUGCGGGCUGAUCUCCGGUCGUGCUCGUCGAGGCGGCACUCGCGAUCGCAGGAACCGGAAUCCGGCCUGCCCCGAAAGUACUUCUCUCUCUUUUUCUCUUUCUCUCUCUCACUCUCCCAUCCUCCCUCUCUCUCUGUCUCUUUCUUCCUCCCUCUUCGCAGAGAGCGCUCACGCUCAUCAUCCAAGGAACGACGGCAACGACGCGUCGUCGAUCAUCGUUACGGCGGAGAAGAAGCGAGAAAAUGGCCGACUGUUGGGUGCAGAAUUCUGUUUGCCGGUACUUCAAGAAUGGCUUUUGUCGAGAUGGGAGUAACUGCCGGUAUCGGCAUGUGCAAGGGAAUAGAAAUGAUGGAAAUGCAAGUAUCAACGAGGCAACGUCGACGCAUAACUCUGCUUAUAUUGUCACUUGUCGCUUCUUCAAACAGGGUAUGUGUAAGUUCGGUAGUCAGUGCCGUUUCCGCCACGUCUCAGGCUCAGGUACCGCGGACAGCAGCGCCACGCAAACAAACGCAACGGAAAACUCUGCCUCGGGUGGCCACUACACAUGUUCGAGAAACAAAAAAGCUGACAAGCGUACCGCUGAAGAAUGGGUCAAGGCACCUGAGUUUGUACCUACGAUUGGGUCCCCGGUCGCUGGAUCAUCCUCUAUAGACGGUAUGUCAUCUGCUUCGGGAACAUCUUCAAGUACGUCGAUGCCAGUCUCGUACGCACAAGCCGUUAAUCCAGCUGGUCAAGCUUCGAGCCCUUCAGAUCCUCUGUGUCCAUAUGCGGAGGCAACUGGAAUUUGUAGAAAUUCAAACUGCACAUAUCUACACGGUGACAUUUGCGAAUUAUGUAGCCGCGCGGCUCUUCACCCACACAAUGAAGAAUUGAGGAAGAAACAUAUAAAUGCUUGCGUGAAACAACACGAAGCAGAUAUGGAAUUAUCUUUCGCCAUUCAACGCAGUAAAGAGAAAUCUUGCGGCGUUUGUUUCGAGACAAUAAUGGAAAAAGCCUCGCGAGAACAGAGAUUCGGUAUAUUGCCAAAUUGCAAUCACUGCUUCUGCCUAACUUGCAUCAGAAAAUGGCGCCAGGCCAAACAGUUCGACAACAAAAUCAUAAGGGCAUGCCCAGAGUGUCGUAUUCCCUCAGAUUUCGUUUGUCCUAGUAUGUACUGGGUGGACACGAAAGAGGAGAAGGAAAAGUUGAUAAGAGAUUACAAAGGCGCCUUGAGUAUCAAGGAUUGCAAGUACUUCAACAAGGGUCGCGGCAAGUGUCCGUUCGGUAAUAAAUGUUUCUAUCUUCACGCACUUCCGGACGGGACUAAGAAAGACGUGGGUCCACCGGUUCGACAGAGGCGCAACACCAGUGACACCGAUAUCGACAUCCUGCAUCAACUAAUCUUGUGGGAUUUCUUCGAGGAAAGGGACGAAUCUCGUUGGAUGUAUCUCGAUUUUGAAGAUAUCCCUUCUUUCUUCUCAGAUUCCGACGAUUCCGAUUGGUCCGAUGAGUUGCCGUUCGAUUAGACGCGCAAAACUAGUCGACCGACACAAAACUGCCUUGAUACUGUUAUCAUUGCUACUGUUAUCAUUGCUAUGUCGAUACCUACUUCCUUUAUUAUUCGUGCGCGGCUUAGCAACUAAGAAAAUUACUAGAUAAUUAGCAAAUAAUUUGAAUUAUAAUUCGGAGACGUUCUAGCUAUACGUAGAAGAAAAAGCAGAAAAAGAAGAAAAAUGUGCGCACUAAAAUGAUAAUUUAUUAUAUAUAAAAAAUGUUUAGCCGGCAUCAAAAUAGUUAAAACGCUUUCUUUUUUUUUCCUCGCAGAUAAUAUCUUCAAGUUUUUUAUUUCUACACAGGAUAAUGAUAAUAGUUAUUAAAAUGUUAUUUCCGCAACAAUAUAGGAAAUUGUAUUACCAUUUUAUUAGAAUAAAUAAAGGUAAUGUUUUAAUAACUAUUAUCUUCAGUCAUAGAAAUAAUCUUUUAAGUAUUAUCUAUAAAAAGGAUGUGUUCUUAAUUAUUUUAGUGGCGACUGUAUACUUGUGUAUAAACAAUUAGAGAUUAAUAAUCUCAAUAAUUAUGGUGGUACAUAGUCGAGCACAAAAAAAUUAAAAGGCGGGAAAUAGCAUGGGCAGUAAUGAAAAUUUCCUUGGAUAUGCAUCGUAACUUCGGAAUCACUUUUGUGUAACUUGACCAAUGCUCUACUAACCGAUUGUUCUAGCAACUAUUAAUUCAGUGGUCCAAAUUUCAUCAGUGAAUAGUCUAUAUAUCGAUAUUUUUCCGAUGUUCAUUUGCUCGAAUAGUAAUAUCGUUGGUUUUUUUUUUCUAUAGCCGAUACUAGUUAUUAUUGAACUAUUCCACAAUGCAUGAUCUGGAAUACUUCUAUACAUUAGAUCGAAUCGUAGAAUAAGCAAGUCGAUCAAUAAAUAACCGGAAAUUUUAGUUGAUUGUCGUCAGUGAAAGAUUUAAAUAAUCAUUCUUUUUUUGCUCUUUUCCGUAAGCUGAAAUGAUAUAACAAAAUAGUUGAGAGGGUAGAUUAAUUGUAGCAUUUUCGAUUAAGGCUUUUUUUGUUUAAGACGAAUAGAUUAGAUUUACUCUAUUUUGUAAUUUCAAUAAACAUUUGUCAUUCAAUGAUGUUACAUUAUUAGAUGUACUUAAUCGACAUAUAGAAACUGUGAAGAAUGUGCUACAUGGGAUUUAAACAAAACUUUAAAUAAUGCAAAUUACUGUUUGAAUCGAUUUUACUGGGCUUUAUUUGUACUUGUAAUAAAUAUUUAUAGAAUGGGCAUGUUUUGUGAUUGCAAUAUAAUAUUGCGCUUGACGUAAAUGAUAAUAAACACAAAUCAGUUACGUGUGUCAUGUCCGUAAAUAAAAUUUUAACACAGUGUUAUUACAAACGUAUGUUAUAUACAUUCAGUAAUACAUUUCUUUUUCAAGCACAAACCCAUUUAUUAGUUAUUGCAGUUACAAAAUACAUUUAAUUAUAACUUGUCGAAGGUUUACAACACUACUAUUCACAUGUAAAAUAGGAAAACUGGACAACGAUUAAUUAUUUGUGUGAUCAGUGUGCAUUGUCAGUUCAAUUUAUCACUAGUUCAUAUCGAAGGUACGAUCUACAAUUGUCGUCCUACCUCUUGCUAUGGCUCCGCGAAAAUCUUCAUACAUAUAUAUAACACAUUUCUUUAAAUUAUUACACAGUUGUAUAGCGUUACUCGUGAAUAAUGGGUAUAUUCCUUAAAGAGCAAGUGUGCAAAGUGAAUGUGAUGUACGUGUAAGGAUGUUGUGCGUGCAAUUAGUGUGCGGUAAUUGUGUGCGUGUGUAUAAAUGUGUGAAUGGGAAUAAGUACGAAUAUGGAAAAAACAAAUAUUUGUGAGUAAGAGACAGACUAUAGGAAUAGCAUAUAUGCGGAAUAACAACAGAUGUAAUUAAAAGACCGCUUUGUGUGAAGUGCGCAUUUGUAGAUUCGAAAAAAAAAGGAACAGUAGAAGUACGCACGACGGAGUUGGACCCACGACAUAGAGCCAUGCUGGGAAUUCAUCGUCGAUCGUUUUUACAUUUUAUCGAUUUAAUAAUAAUAGCAACAUGUUCCGACAACCGUUCUCUCAAUAUAGAACCAUGAUAAUUACGCUUUGAAGGGCAUAGAAUUCUUUUGUGUAAAACUGACGAGAUUGUACGUACGUAAAAAUAUACUUACACACCAAAGAGAUAUUACGAUAUUCACUCUCUAGCAUUGAAUAUUCCGUGUGAUGUCAUUUUUUAACUUUUCGCUAAAUGAGAUCUUUCCGCAAUAUAUUUAUGACAAAUAAUCACGUUGUUCUACAUAUAGUUCCUGCUCGCACUUACAACCUGAUUCGUAUUCAUGGUAGGAAGUGACCAGCUUUUACAGCAGAGAACCGUCGGUACUGCCUUUCAAAAGCUAUGUGAUUAUAGAGUAAUAUAUCGUUCAUUGCGCUAUAAAGUCAGUUUCUUAAUCCGCCUCGACAAAGCGUUUUAUCGGCUCGAACUUUCGCUAUGCUAUGAGAAUAUCGUUUAUAUAUAUUUCCCAUAGAAUUUCUAUGCUGUUAAUUUUAUCGACAAUUGUUAGAAUAAAACGCUUUAUAUUGUUACCGGUAAUGUAUAAUAGAAACUUUCUAUGGUACGCUGUGCGUUUCGAGCGACUAUUUUUGGAGCUACUUUCUUUAACAACCACAAACUUCCCGAUGAGGGAAACAAAAAUAAGACGCUUAAGCGAUAUUUGAAUUGUAAGAUAGCGGAAUGUAUGUUGAUAAGUCGAUUGAGAAUUCUUAAGUCGGUAAUUUUGUGAAAUGAUGGAAAAUUUCUGAUGGAAACUUCUUUAACGUUCAGUAUACCAGUACAUAUCGCCGUUGUAGAAGGAGAGCUAAGUUAUAACCGCGUUGAACGUUGCACGUAUUUGCCAUGCCGUCAUUGCUACUUUUAUCCGUCUCGGACUAAACGCGAUGCUAUUUAUUGCAUUAUUAUGCUCUAAAUGCAUGAGACGCGGGAGGAGAGGUAUAAUAAAAUUAGGAGUUGACGUUUGUGUCGAGUCGUUCCACCGGCGUUCAACGCGGUUUGCCUUGACUCUGGCGAUGCAUUUUCGGAGUUAACUUUGAAGUUCACUCGCGGUACAUAGUGAUUCUAAAAUCGGGAUUCCACUGUGUGAUUUUGGUUAAUAACGCGAAGAGCGUGAGGACAAGGCCGAUUUACUGAUCCAUUCGGAUUAUUAUUCGAACGAGAUAACGAACGAGAUUCUUUAAUAACUUCAAUCCCAUUCUCAGGAUGGUUUCGUUAAGCUAGUUUAGAAAUUACAUAGAAUUUACGGUACAACCGCGUGCGUUAUUGUCUCUGCGUGCAGAAUUCAAUCGCCCAAGAUUCUACCGCAAGUGUGCAUUAAUGCGAAUUAAUCGUACUAAACGUACCUGCAUUGAAUUACUGUAUUGCGUAGUGACGAGUAUUCUUUUUUUUCCCCUUAACAAUCUAAAUACGCUUUACAGUUACGUGAUUCAUUUACAUAAGCUGAGAUCGAGCGUCUCUACUAGUUUUUUCUGUAUUCUUUUUUCUUUCGGCUCUUACAGUAUGCAAUUCUUUAGGAUAACAUUGUGCCGAUUUGUACCAUUUUAUUUUUCAGCGUAUUAUUUAUUUUUAUUCAGCGUGUAUUAUUAAACGUGUAUUUUAUUGUGUGCCGGAAACGCUCAAAAGAGUCUUGCGAGGUGGGAAGGAGAGUUACACUUCGAGUUUUUUCCCAGGGGAGGUGAUUUGUUGGUAUUACGCUAAAUUUCUAUACGUAAUUGAACCUUAUAUUUUUGUAACUUAUCGCGUCGAACUACGUUAUAUGAUAAAAAGGCUCUAUAAAGCGGAUAUAAUAAGAUAUACGAUUAAAAGUCUUAUAUUUGUUAAGUAGCGCGUCACCAUGAAAAGGUAAAAUCGACGUUGAAAACAUUGUUGUGCCACAGCUUGUUUCUUACGUCUUUAAUAGAUCUUAGAUUAUUGUGAAUGUUUUUUUUUAGCCAAUAAAUAAUACGUAGAUCAAGCAAACUGUAUUUUUACUGUAUAUAAUGCGAAGCAAUUCGCGAACGUUCGCAUUAUCUUCAACCAUCCUUUUUACGUAUGAAAGAACAAUUUGAGGAAAUUUAAUCAUUAAGAAACAGCGAGCUCUCUUUCCCUUUUUGUACUUUUCUUAAUUGAUAUUGCGAAGCUGUAUCAUGUUUGCUUUGCGUCGCGUUGUCGCGGGCAAAGUAUAAUUGCAAAAUUAUCCGAGUAUAUUCAACGGUUUUUCCGAUGACGUCCAAUUAAAGUAUGUCGCAUGCCAGAUAUAAUUCUCCUCUCGAGAACGAAAUCUAUAAAAUAUCGCAUAUACAAGCGCUGGUGAAACUGCAAAUACAAAGAUCUGCCAUGGGCGAUCACAAAGAGCACACUUUCUCCUGAUAGAACAAAAGCAAUUGUUUCUUGGGGAAAACGAGAGGGAGAAAGGGGAGUGCGCGAUUGAAUAAUUACACAUAAUCGCGUGUCGAUUAUGUGUAAAAAAAAAAGUUCUGACGUGUAUCAGGGAGUGUUUACUAUUGCAAAAUAGGAACGUUACGCAUACGAUAUUUAAAUCGCCACGUUCCCUCUUUCUCCCGCUGUCGGGGGUCCGUUGGUUUUACGUGUCUGUUCACUCCUGAUAAAGUAGAAUUAGCGAUAAAAGGUCUAUAUAUGCAAUGUUAUUAGAAAUUAUCCGUUGCAAGAUUAUCGGCUCGAUCAUGAAAUUCGCGACUAAAUACGUGAAAUAUCGCGUCGUUGCGUGAUCGACGAGCUUUUCUUGUACGCGAAGGAUAACGCCCCUGUGUUUUGAACGCUGAUAGGGAAAAAGAAGCUAGGUUUCAAUCUUUCAGUGGCUUUUUCAGUGGCUAUUGUACGUUCGGCGAGGCGGGAAUGCGUGAUCCCACCUUCAAUUUCGCUUCUCACGACGAUAUAUUUUUGUUAUUGGAUGUAGACUAAUAAAAUCGACAGUAUAAGUCUCCACGAGA
This is a messenger RNA of Temnothorax curvispinosus, 7149 nucleotides long. RefSeq names its product probable E3 ubiquitin-protein ligase makorin-1. NCBI's taxonomy places the organism in Eukaryota, Metazoa, Arthropoda, Insecta, Hymenoptera, Formicidae. Bases 913 to 2175 code for a protein of 420 amino acids. Gene Ontology annotation, biological process: protein polyubiquitination. The transcript has 7 exons. The record is from RefSeq and is a predicted model, not a curated record. Gene Ontology annotation, molecular function: metal ion binding; ubiquitin protein ligase activity.